CCUAGCACUCGUUUACUGCAAACGCCCAUUCCGGAAUCGCAGAAAAUGGAAGUUGAUGGAGCGGACGACGAUGGAGGCGGUUGCUACGAUGACUUUGAUACGGCAGCGAGCAUGCAUCUACCAGUUCCUGAACAAGAAGUCCAACGACCUUCCCGAGCAGAGCAACGACGGAUUGAAAAGAAACCAUGGGAAGAGGCUGACGACGACGAAGAUGACCCCACGGAAAAGCACGUGAUGGAUCCAUUUGUGAAUUCUAAGUGGAAGACAAAAUCUGUCGAUAAAAUCAAACGUUUUGUCAAAGGAACUACGAUAGCUGCAAGACUGGAGAAAGUGGAGAAGGCGACAAUGACGUUACAGAAGCAGACCAUGCAGACCAAUGAUUACGUCAGAGAACAUUUCUAUAUGCGCAAAAAACACAAAGCCACCGAUAAGGCCGAUGAUUGGCAAUCAGAUGCUCUAUAUCGGUUUAUCAUUGCUGUUAUGAAGAGAAGGGCAGAGGCAAAGCGGGAACGGAAAGCGAGGGCUAAGCGUUUACCGGAAGAUGAUGCUGCCGAUGCUUGUGAUGACGAUGACAUCGAACAAGAGUUGGAAAACAAAGAGAAUAUCCCGCCGAAGGAUGUUGCAGGAGAGACAUGUACCGCAGAAACAACAGGAAAGGAAAAGGACAAUGUCACAAUGGCUGUACAGAGUCAAAAAAGUGCUUACGUGGAGCAACUCCACUUUGGCGAUAUCCAAGACGAUGACUUGCAGAACUCGAUAGAGCUUGAUUCUCUUUAUGGAGGGUUUCAACCAGGUGAGAGUCAAGGUGCACAUGAUGAUCAUUCUCAUCAAUCAAAGAAGCACAGGCUUUUGGCCAUCCUUCGUGAGCACAUGUUGAAGUUUUGGUCUACUACCGAGGAGGUAACUUCUGAGCUGGUGACCCGCGUUCAGGAAUGGGAGGAUACCAUGAUGCCUAUACUUGAAGAAGAAGAAACUAGAAAAGAAUUCGACAUACAUGAGUACGGCAAUGAGCUGUUGUCCAUGUUCAAAGAAGUCGGAGAAGUGAAGACUAUGGAUGAACUGAUGGAUGGCAGAAGACGUUACGAAAUUAGUCGAUACUUCCUUGCCUGCCUGAUGAUGGUUAACACUUAUAAUGUUAAAGUUGACUACGAAGAAGGAUUGGAUGAUCAAGGGCAAAUGAAGAACAUUAUGAGAGUGACUUUACUCAAGCGUGGAAGACAUCAUGAAGUCUUUGAUAGAGAAGGAGCUUUGUGA
Messenger RNA from Cylicostephanus goldi, 1254 nucleotides. NCBI's taxonomy places the organism in Eukaryota, Metazoa, Nematoda, Chromadorea, Rhabditida, Strongylidae. The record is from the annotation of a GenBank genome assembly.